Molecule: messenger RNA, 1824 nt
Organism: Macrobrachium nipponense
Lineage: Eukaryota; Metazoa; Arthropoda; Malacostraca; Decapoda; Palaemonidae
Product: neuroligin-4, Y-linked-like
Source: RefSeq, a predicted model, not a curated record
AUGGCAAAUAACACGUUAAAAAGUCGAAACAGUCAAAAUAUUUCAUUAACGAACAAUAUCCCUGUGCAGAGUUCUACUGUAGCAUUACCAAGGUUAGAUAAUUUUGAUCCCAAAUGCCUUCAGCAAAUCUUAAAAAUUUCGUUCAUAUUUCCCCAGAAAGUUGGUCUGUAUUCGCUCAACGCAACUACGAGUACACUAGACGCGUCGAACUACGGGAAAAAAUGUCCUCAAAUGAAGGAGCUGCAAUUCGACAUCGAUUCGAGUGAAAACUGCCUGACCCUCAAUGUUUACACUCUUCAGGCCCCGGGUGGAAACUCGACAGGCCCAAUACCUGUCAUGGUCUUCAGUAGUGGCGGAGCACUACACGCAGACGCCUCAAUGUACAAACCAACCAUCCUCUUGGACUACAAUAACGUCAUUAUCGUGACGAUUCAGUAUCGUCUGGGAACUCUGGGUUUCUUUUCCAUGAAUAAUGCUGGUGCACGAAACGCUGCUUUGUCAGAUCUCAUACAAGCAUUGCGUUGGGUCAAGAAUAACAUAGGUUACUUAGGAGGCGACAAGAACAGAGUUACUAUCGUCGGCCAUGGACAAGGGGCACAGCUGUUCAGUACAUUGCUCUUCUACAAGAAUAUUCCUGGAGUGCCCCAGUCUCUUUUCCACGCAGCCAUCUUGCAAUCAGGUUCUGCCCUUGGCAGGUUAGCGGUAGACACCACGCCCGACUUUACUGGAUUUCAGAUUGCAGAGGCAACCUACUGCGCAAAUGCAACAAUGAAAAACAUCACGAAUAUUCUUGCGUGCAUGAAUGAGAAGGCUGUUCAAGAGAUUACCGUCAACCUUGAUUUAUUUCUAAGAAAAGAGCGUCAGUCUGGCAGGCCAGGCGUCAUGGGGACCAUUCCAAGCCUGCAAACAGGACCAACCAUCCCUUUCCAAAGUAGACUGCUCACUGACACCCCAGAAAAUAUCGCCAAGGACCCUAGCAAAUUGGUUAACGUCCCCGUCAUGAUGGGGGCCAACAAAAACGAGGGCUCCUACUUUUUUGGGGGUAUUUACUGGACGUUACUCAGAGACAAAUACGAGAAAGAAGAUUACUUAAGGAAUGAGAUGCUGGCUGACAUUCUGAAGAUGACAGGAAUUCCGGAGCCGACGAAAGACUUGGCCGAGUUGCUUAGAAAUGACUACGUUGGAGACGGUGAUGUAGCAGCGCUGAAUACAUCGUCCCCUGGAUUGAUUGAUUUAACUGGAGGCCUGUUCGUGAAAAACGAAGUCUGGAGAACGGCUCAGUUGAUGGCCUCUGUCAACAAAUCGUUCUUUUACGCCUUCGACUUCGACUCCACAGAUUCUCUCUUCGACACCUACUUCGAGUAUAUGAAGCCAAAGGCAGUGUUCGAACACGGUGUGACGCACGGAGACGAACUCAUGUAUCUCUUUGAUAUGCCUGAUGGCUUGACCUUCGAUAAAAAACAGAAUAUGACACGUGACCGUCUCGCAACUCUGUGGACCAACUUUGCCAUUUACCAUGAUCCCACACCAGACGAAAACGAAAAAUCCUGGGAUGAUCUGGGCAUCCCAAAAUGGGAGCCGUUGAGCGAAAACAAAAAUUACUUACUGAUAGAAGAUGACUGCAAAAUAGCGAACGAUUACAUGAUGAGGAGACACAUUGCCCAUCAACAACCGUUGCCGACUCAAGAGGAGUACGAUUUUGCAAGCCAGCAACGUCAGUCUUUCAUGGUCUGCAUGAUUCUCUUCCUACUGACUACUGUGGCUCUUGCGUUCCUUAUUUACGACAAGUUCUUCAAUAAUGAACGCCGUUCUGUGAAUUUCUAG